UCCGCCCACGUGACUGGUGGUGUCGUUUGGGGCCGCGCUUCUUGCUCAGUUGGCGGGUCUCAGCAGACUGCUUCCUUCCUCCAGCGCGGCUAGGACACUCCAGCAGGCAGACCCCGACCAGCAGACUCGCUUUCAUCCACCAUAUUCAACAUGUCUAACCGGCACAGAGCCGCCCGCAUCGGCGACCUUAAACACGGAAGCAGCGGUCCAUCUCGGUGGUCCCAGUGCAGGAAGAGGGGAAUAGACGGAAGCCUGCGGUCCCACAGUGACGAGGACAUUGAUGACAGCAGACAUUCCAGUUUCACCACUCCAGAAAGUGCAGGGCCGGUAUCUCGAUGUGGUCGCCAAUCUGACUGGGGAAGCCAGGUGGAGGACGAAGAGAUGAGACGAGGUGUUCACAGAGACAUGCAGCGUUACAGGAGGAGGAUAUUGGCUGCAGAGGGCAGCCAGAGGGAGAGAAAGGUCUCAUCCGGCUCUUCUGGGAGCAGCUGUGACUCCAGAGACGGUGAAAGCAUUGAGACUGACGAAGCUGUGUUGAUGCGAAGACAAAAGCAGAUAAGCUACGGCAAGAACACACUGGCCUACGACCGAUACAUCAAGGAAGUGCCCAAGCACAUGCGUCAGCCCGGCGUUCACCCAAAGACUCCCAAUAAGUUCCGGAAGUACAGCCGGCGCUCCUGGGACCAGCAGAUCAAACUGUGGAGGGUCAAGCUGCAUGCCUGGGACCCCCCAGCAGAGGACAGCCAAGAAAACACCCUCAGUGGCAACAUAGAGGAGCUGGAUCUUGAGGAUAUCGUGGAUAUUGAGUUGGACUUCCCAACUUUGGCUGACUGCCAGAAUGCCCCAUCUUCGUUGCAGGUACCCAGAUCUUCUGCACAGGAUCAGGACUGUUUUGCUACUCCCGUUAAAGUCCAGAAGACAGAGGAGCCUGAUGUGGCCUAGCUCCUCUUAGGACAACAUGCAUUAAAUUGCUGAAGGCUUUCCCCUAACACUGACUCCUCUGAAGGAUAACGUGCAAACUGUGUGUGUGUGUGUGUGUGUGUGUGUGUGUGUGUGUGUGUGUGUGUGUGUGAGACGGCCUCUGGAUUUGGGGAUGCUUUUGGUUGUUUUUUCCUGUUUAAAGCUAGCUUGUUCCUAAUUUGUAAGUUCAGACCUUUUUACAGAUUCAUCUUCUCAGGGAGUUAUAUUUACAACAAGAUUUUACGCUUCCAGUUUUUACUAAAUUGGACUUGUUUCAAUGUCUGAAAAUCCGGUGCUUACAGGAGCACUUGUUAAACUGAUCAGUGGCCACGAGGAGCAUUGGUUUUCAUCUCUUCAUGUUCACUAGGUGGAAGAUUACAUUAUUGUUUCUGAUUCAUGUUGCUCUUAGUUUUUCUUCAUUGAAAAAAAUAUUCUGUUUAGUUUUAAUGAGCCCUGUAGGGGAGAGGGGGUUGGGUGGUGUAAAAAUUUAAAUCACAACAUUUUAAUUCAGUUGGAUUUAAUUAUUUCUUUUAAUACAGUUGUAACUUUUUCUUAUUGCUGUUUCAUGUUGGAAGAGUUUAAAAUAAAAAAGAGCACACUGAAAA
Molecule: messenger RNA, 1565 nt
Organism: Fundulus heteroclitus (mummichog)
Lineage: Eukaryota; Metazoa; Chordata; Actinopteri; Cyprinodontiformes; Fundulidae
Gene: slbp
Product: stem-loop binding protein
Exons: 8
Coding region: 151-942 (263 amino acids)
Biological process (GO): mRNA 3'-end processing by stem-loop binding and cleavage; mRNA transport
Cellular component (GO): cytoplasm; histone pre-mRNA 3'end processing complex
Molecular function (GO): mRNA binding; histone pre-mRNA stem-loop binding
Source: RefSeq, a predicted model, not a curated record